AACCAAUCAGCGUCUCCGCGGAUCCCGAUUACAAAGUCUCCACCGACCGGCCCGGAUUCUGCUGCUUCCCAGACCCAGAGGAUGCGAGUCAUGGGGCCGCGAACCCUCCUCUUCCUCCUCUCGGGGGUCCUGGUCUUGCCAGACACGCGGGCGGGCUCCCACUCCCUGAGGUAUUUCCUCACCGCCGUGUCCCGGCUCGGCCUCGGGGAGCCCCGCUUCAUCAUCGUCGGCUACGUGGACGACACGCAGUUCGUGCGGUUCGACAGUGACGCCCCGGAUCCGAGGAUGGAGCCGCGGGCGCGGUGGGUGGAGCAGGAGGGCCCGGAAUAUUGGGAUGAGGAGACGCAGGGAGCUAAGGACGCCGCAGAGGCUUUCCGAGCGAACCUGAACGCCGCACUCGGCUACUACAACCAGAACGAGGCCGGGUCUCACACCGUCCAGGAGAUGUACGGCUGCUACGUGGGGCCGGACGGGCUUCUCCUCCACGGGUAUGAUCAGUACGGCUACGACGGCAGAGAUUACAUCGCCCUGAACGAGGACCUGCGCUCCUGGACCGCGGCGGACACGGCGGCUCAGAUCUCCAAACGCAAGUGGGAGGAGGCAGGUGCUGCGGAGAGCGAGAGGAACUACCUGGAGGGCGAGUGCGUGGAGUGGCUCCGCAGAUACCUGGAGACCGGGAAGGACACGCUGCUGCGCGCAGACCCUCCAAAGGCACAUGUGACCCGACACCCCAUCUCUGACUAUGAGGUCACCCUGAGGUGCUGGGCCCUGGGCUUCUACCCUGAGGAGAUCUCACUGACCUGGCAGCACAAUGGGGAGGACCAGACCCAGGACAUGGAGCUUGUGGAGACCAGGCCUUCAGGGGAUGGAACCUUCCAGAAGUGGGCUGCCCUGGUGGUACCUUCUGGAGAGGAGCAGAGAUACAUGUGCCGUGUGCAGCAUGAGGGGCUUCAGGAGCCCCUCACCCUGAGAUGGGAACCUCCUCAGACCCCCUUCCUCACCAUGGGCAUCAUUCUUGUCCUGGUUCUCCUCAUGGUGGCUGUGGUGGCUGGAGCUGUGAUCUGGAUGAAGACAUGCUCGGGUGAAAAAAGAUGACCUACAUUCAGGCUUCAAGCAGUGACAGUGCCCAGGGCUCUGAUGUGCCUCUCAUGGUUCCUAAAGAGAAAGCCUCAGAACAGCCCUGAGGCUACACAGCCGGGAACAGAAUAACGAUUCCGCCCGGGUCGGGUCCCACAUAAGAACGCCUGCCCUGCAGGUGGGCACAGACACCACUGUUCACAGCACUGUCAGCCCUGAUGCUGAGCAAUGGACCCUGCAGCUAGACCUGUUGUCUCUGCUGCUCCUGACACCUGGACAACACACUGCCACCUCCGCCAUGUGUGCCAAAGCAUUCAGCCCAGUUCCAGCCUCUCUGUGUCACCAUGUCCUGAGUCAGAGUCCAGCAUGUGGUAACCUGCAGGAAUGUUUGGAAACUAGGUUUUCUGUCUUAUGGAGGAAGGUGGGCUCUGUCUACUACCAAGAUUGUCAAGUGUGGUGGUGGUUUAGCGCGCUAAGUCAUGUCCGACUCUUGCGACCCCACUGACAAUAGCCUCCCAGGCUCUUUGGUCCGUGGGAUUCUCCAGGCAAGAAUACUGGAGUGGGUUGCCAUUUCCUUCUCCAGGGAAUGUUCCCAACCCAGGAAUCUGGGUCUGGGUCUCCUGCAUUUCAGGUAGACUACCGGCUGAACAAUGAGGGAAGCCCUAACUUAGGAGAGGAUACAGAAUCUGGGGUUGGAGAAGAAGGGUGAAGGAGGAGAAAGAAAGACGAAUUUCAAUUUUUGGAGCAGUGAUCUAGAUCAGAACUUAAUCUACUACCUUGUAGCCAGUCUGAUUGGAUGAAUGAGUAAGUGACUAAUAAAUGACAUCUUUCAGCUUCUUCUGUGAUGUUCUGUUAUGAGGUCCAGCUCUGUCUACUCUAGUUUAUACUCUCAGAUAAGCAGAGUUCACUUCUGAGUGAUGAAAUGAUUACUCAAAAUGUCUUCUCCCUGCUGUUGUCUCUUUCCAGGCUUAAAACAAGAAGACCUAUAAGUCCUCAUGGGAUGCAUACAUAUAUACUGAUAUCUUACUACAUGUUUGAUCCCUGGGUUGGGAAGAUCCCCUGGAGAAAGAAAAGGCUACCCACCCCAGUAUUCUGGCCUGGAGAAGUCCAUGGACUUCCAUGGGGUCCAUGGGGUUGCAAAGAGUCAGACACAACUGAGUGACUUUUCCUUUAUUACAUGUUAAUUUCUCUGUAUAUGCAUUUUGCUGGAGAAAGUAUCUAUAAAAUUGAUUAUUUUACAUGUGAACCACACAAACAUCUUUUAAAAAUACUAGUUUAGACACCAAGCUAUAAUCUCUGGCCCAUGGAGAACUAAUAAUCCAUCAGUCUUAGCAGAUCCAGUGAUACAAUGAAAAUGCUCAUCUUUUUCUUGGCAAUUCCAGUCUGGGUCAAAAUAAAGUAGAAGUUUACUUGCUUACACUCA
Molecule: messenger RNA, 2500 nt
Organism: Bubalus bubalis (water buffalo)
Lineage: Eukaryota; Metazoa; Chordata; Mammalia; Artiodactyla; Bovidae
Product: BOLA class I histocompatibility antigen, alpha chain BL3-7-like
Exons: 8
Coding region: 82-1095 (337 amino acids)
Biological process (GO): antigen processing and presentation of endogenous peptide antigen via MHC class Ib; immune response; positive regulation of T cell mediated cytotoxicity
Cellular component (GO): external side of plasma membrane
Molecular function (GO): peptide antigen binding; signaling receptor binding
Source: RefSeq, a predicted model, not a curated record